ACGGUAACCCUACCGCGUCUACGAUUUGUUUCUGAAAAGGUCGUCGAUGACUUAGCGAUUAUACAAAAUUACAAAGAAAUUGUAGCUGUUGUGUCAUUUUAAUAUACGUUUUUUAAGUAGUAAACAUAUACAUUAUGGCCGGAGCAAUGUUGUUUGAGAGAUCACGAGUCUCAUCGUCGAACAGAGACGAAGACGUUCGCAUGACUGACAAAAUGAUUAGCGCAGGAGACCUGCCUGAAGAUGACGAGGAAAACAUCAGAGCGAAAGAACAAGGCAUAUUGAAUCUCGGCGAGAAAUACAAGAAGGAAGGUAAAGCCAAGGAACUCGCAGAAUUGAUAAAAGCUACUAGGCCGUUUCUCAGUUUGAUAAGUAAGGCUAAGGCAGCAAAAUUAGUGCGAUCACUCGUAGAUUUCUUCUUGGACUUGGAAGCCGGCAUAGGAAUUGAAGUUCAGUUGUGCAAAGAGUGUAUAGAAUGGGCCAAGGAAGAACGCCGUACGUUUUUGCGACAGUCUCUGGAGGCGAGGCUUAUUGCUCUGUAUUUCGACACAGGUAUGUAUACAGAAGCUCUAGACCUAGCCACAGCACUUUUGAAAGAGUUAAAGAAGUUAGAUGACAAAAAUUUGUUAGUUGAAGUACUUCUUUUAGAAAGUAAAACUUACCAUGCUCUUAGUAAUUUACCUAAAGCGCGUGCCUCCUUGACAUCAGCAAGAACAACAGCAAAUGCUAUCUAUUGCCCUCCAAAAAUGCAGGCUGCUCUUGACUUACAAUCUGGAAUACUUCACGCUGCAGAUGAGAGAGACUUUAAAACUGCUUACUCAUACUUUUAUGAAGCUUUUGAAGGGUAUGAUGGUGCUGACAGUCCUAAGGCUUUAACUGCUCUCAAAUAUAUGUUGUUGUCUAAAAUUAUGCUCAAUCAGGCUGAGGAAGUGGCGACCGUUUGUAGUAGUAAAUCUGCUCUUAAGUAUGCUGGAAAAGACCUGGAAGCAAUGAGAGCUGUAGCGACGGCGUCACACAAGAGAUCUCUUGCUGAUUUUCAAGCUGCAUUAAAAACAUACAAACCAGAGCUUGAAGAAGACGCAGUAGUGCGUGCCCAUCUUGGAGCGCUAUAUGAUACCAUGUUGGAACAAAACUUAUGUCGUAUUGUGGAGCCUUAUAUGAGAGUUCAAGUUGACCAUGUAGCUAAAUGUAUCCGUUUGCCUGUUGUUCAAGUAGAGAAGAAAUUAUCUCAAAUGAUCCUUGAUAAAAAGUUGAACGGCAUACUGGACCAGGGUGAAGGUGUAUUAAUUGUUUUUGACGAGUCACCCUUGGAAAAGACAUACGAGACAGUUUUAGAAACGAUCCACCACAUGAGCAAAGUUGUUGAUACCCUCUACCAGAAAGCUAAAAAAUUGUCAUAGGCCCAUGUAAAUUUGUUGUAGCAUUAUAAUUAUAAAAUAUAUAUCAAAUAACCUUAAAUUUUCAGUUCAAAUAAUUGUAAAUUAAUGCUAUUUUUAAAUGCUAAAUUUCAUUAACACAAUAAUAUCUUAUUAAAGCUAAACAGUGUCUUGUUACAGAGAAUUUCCCUGUUCCUUUUUUAUUAAAUCUAAAAAUGUUACUCAGUUAAAAUAUGUAAUACUAAUUUCAUUUUAUCUUUUUUUUUAACUUAAGCUAGUGACAAAUUGUAAUAUUCUGUUUUUUU
Molecule: messenger RNA, 1678 nt
Organism: Nymphalis io (European peacock)
Lineage: Eukaryota; Metazoa; Arthropoda; Insecta; Lepidoptera; Nymphalidae
Gene: Rpn6
Product: 26S proteasome non-ATPase regulatory subunit 11
Exons: 1
Coding region: 135-1397 (420 amino acids)
Biological process (GO): ubiquitin-dependent protein catabolic process
Cellular component (GO): proteasome regulatory particle, lid subcomplex
Molecular function (GO): structural molecule activity
Source: RefSeq, a predicted model, not a curated record